GCUCCGGUAAGCAUCUUAAGAUACGCGCGACAUUAUUUUAAAUCUUUCGUUAAAAAACCGAAAGUAUAUUUUGUCGAGUGAUCUGCAAUAAAUCAAUUCUCCUUUUUAAAUAAUUAAAAUAAAAUUCUUAAUACUAUAUUAUAUUGUCGACUUUCAAAACCAAAUCGUAUAUCUAUAUGGUUAAUUUGUGAAAGCCAAGAGAAGCUCAUCGAGUGUGCUAUUUGUAGAAAUGUUGACACUUCGAUGAUUACCUUUCAUCCAUAUCACUGUCAAUUAACGGUCAGCAAAUUGCUGUUCAUGUUAACGUUUACGGUGAAUGUGAUACCUUUGGGACUUGUUUCAUCAUUCAUUGGGGUGUUUAAGCUAAUAAGGAAAUGUGAGCAAUAAUUUCUCCAUAUCAGGUGAACAGAAGUGUGAAGAUUGUAAUUGCACAAGUGCUUUGUUGGGUGCCCCAGUGCAGUGAUACAACCGCCAAAAUAGCGCCCCUAACGGCAAUGUCGACCCAAGGGGACGACGAACAGGAAAUCAAUGUUGAUGUGGAUUCGGACUCAAGAAUGAGUUGCGGAGGAAGUGGAUCAGAUAUUGAUUGCGAUGGUGGCGGAAGUUGUUACGACGAUUCAGAGACUGCCAUAAGUGAGCCGAUUCAAUCAGAACAGACACGCUCCUCCAGUGAAACCCUGCCUUUCAGUAUAUCGCGUUUGCUAUCGAAACCAUUUGAAAAUAACAAUAAAAGUGAUAAGGACCUCUCAGAUUCUGAAAGUAAAUUAUCAUCCGCACUUUCUUCGGCUGGUUUGUCUUAUUCAACAGCCGCCGGUAGUAUCUACUCAUAUCCACUUUAUCCUCCGGGCCAUGUAUUAAGAGUAGCUCCACAGAGGGGACCAUGUACACCCCUCACAUGGGCAUUACCACCUCUACAUCCCGCUGCACUCGCUCAUCAGGCUGUGAAAGAUCGAUUGGCAGCAGCAUUUCCAAUUGCGCGGCGUAUUGGUCAUCCUUAUCAAAAUCGAACACCACCUAAACGGAAAAAACCUCGAACAUCAUUUACUCGAAUACAGGUUGCAGAACUAGAAAAGCGCUUUCACAAACAAAAGUACCUGGCAUCUGCUGAAAGGGCAGCUUUGGCACGAGGGCUGAAGAUGACGGAUGCACAAGUCAAAACAUGGUUCCAAAAUAGAAGAACGAAGUGGAGGCGCCAAACGGCAGAGGAGCGUGAAGCUGAAAGACAAGCUGCCAAUCGAUUGAUGCUGUCUCUCCAAGCAGAAGCUCUGAGCAAGGGGUUCGCACCUGCGGGCUCCACCGUUUCUCACGCCUCAACAACACCGUCGGCAGCAGCAGCUCCACCCCUGGCAGCUCUACAUGGUCUUCAACCCUGGGCCGAACCACAUACGGCAGGGUGCUGAAGCUCUGUAGGAUAUGCAGAGAGUGUAGUUUUUUUUACACAGUUUGGACAUAUGGACCGCUUUGGGAAGCUAGUGAUAGAUUUUCAGAGAGACAUUAACUUGGAAUGUGUUUAGUGAUUAUCUGAUAGUGUAUCGUAUUAAAAUAACACUACAGACUUUGUAUAUAGAACUACAGUGACAGGAUCUCAUGCAUAAAUCAAUUGUGAAUAUAGUCCUCUUCAAACAAAAUACUUAUAUUUACAUGAUGAUUCAAGACAGUGGCUUUCCUUAUACUUACAAUGCCUUCUAUUCUGAACCCAAAAACAUGAAAAAAAUAGUAGUAUUUUGUUACCUAAUUUAUGGAAAAAAAGAAUUCAAAUUAUGUAUUUAAUACCACAUUCAUAGGGGAAAGUGCAAUCGCUUCGGACAUUCAUGCCGUCGAUUAACAUGAUUUUUUUUUACCAAGAAUUGAUAAGAAGCUAACUAAUAUUUAAUAGAAAUGAGUAAGUCUCUUAGGAAAAAUAAAAGAAAAUUCAUAUUAUUCAAAGGCAUGCACUGAGAGAAAUCCGAAAAAGUUAAAAUAACAUUCCGGAAAUGUUAAUUUUACCCUGCAUUUUUGAUCCGAAAUCGGUGUAAAUAUUGCCCGUUUUAGGUGUAUUGCGGGUUAAAGUUACCCUUUUUCAUGUUAAUUUUACCGUUAAAAAGGUGUAAAAUUAACAUUAAAAAAUGUUGAUAUAUUUUUACACCUAAAAAGUGUUAAAGUUAUGAGGAAAAAAAGUUAAUCGCACCCCCGUUUUUUUUUCUCAGUGUGAGCGUUCGAAGGGAAAAUAAUUUUCCCUAUGUUAAUUGCAUUUCUAGAUUAAAUAUCAAUUCAAAUAAUAUUUAUUUGCUCAGUGAAAUCGUUAUUAUUGUUUUCUUCCUUAAAUAUUCUAAAUCUUAUUUUGACAAUAUCUGGUAAAAAUUUAGAGCCACUAUUGAACAUUAUGUGUAUUCGAGAAUUAUUUACUGAAAUAAGCAAUUACAGUAAAUAUCAUGCAUUUAAAAAUCAUUUAUCAAAUUUAAAUUUCAAUACCUACUACAUUUUGGAAGAAAUUUUCUUUCGUUGUAACAGCAAGUAAAAAAACUUCUAACGAAAAAUUAUUAGAAAUUAUCUUACCUGAAUUCGUCAAAAAAUCAUUUUUGAAAAAAAAUUAGUAGGAAAAUUGUGUAACUUGGACUAUGGCUAUGAAGUUUAUUUUAAAAAGGGUGUAAAUAUAGUACUUCAAUAAAAAAAACGUGAAUGCGAGUAAGUGAAAACAAAAUUGCUUCUGAAUAUAUAAAAACACGAAUUGUUUUUUUUUUUGUGUUUUGAAAAUAUAAGGAAAAUUUCUUCCAUGACAAAUACAUGAUGUAAAUUCAUAUUAAGGUACCAGUAUAUUAUAAAACUUCAUAAUCAAAUAAUGUAAAAUUAGUAAAAUAAAACAAUUGAUGACGCAG
This is a messenger RNA of Phlebotomus papatasi, 2855 nucleotides long. It is a transcript of the gene C15, whose product is annotated as T-cell leukemia homeobox protein 3. Lineage: Eukaryota; Metazoa; Arthropoda; Insecta; Diptera; Psychodidae. Bases 495 to 1400 code for a protein of 301 amino acids. Gene Ontology annotation, molecular function: DNA-binding transcription factor activity, RNA polymerase II-specific; RNA polymerase II cis-regulatory region sequence-specific DNA binding. Gene Ontology annotation, cellular component: nucleus. Gene Ontology annotation, biological process: animal organ development; regulation of transcription by RNA polymerase II. The transcript has 5 exons. The record is from RefSeq and is a predicted model, not a curated record.